AUGUUCAUCAAACAGGAGAACUACUCCGGAUACCUAGUCGAAACAAAGCAAUGCCGAAUACCUAAUAUCGACCCAUUCGAUCCAUCUAUUGCAAUGUACCUACGUGUAACCAUCUGGCAGCCAUGCCCGAGCAGGCAGUCUUUGACCUAUCAAAAUGGCGACGUACUGCGCCUCAACCGGACGUUGAUUGAAUACUACCAUGGAAAUCACUUCAAAAUCUGCAAGUAUUAUCCCAUUGUGCGCGACAGUGUCAAUGACGACACGUUCCACAUUCUAAACGCGGGCGUAGACUUUAAUAACGACGUCGCUGUGAAAUACCAGUUCAUAAAAGUAGUAUGCUUCGACACAAGUAACAUAGUCAUCUAUACGAACUAUCACGCUUACGUGUUGCACGCGAACAUCACCCAGCCAAAGCGACUGACGAAAGUAGACAAAAUUCGUCAAGUGCUAAGCAAAAAUUCGGCUCAGCUGAAAUCGACGACGUUGAAUAAAACGUCUUUGCUUACAACCGUGCCAACAACGACAGUUCGUCCACAAAGGACAGUGCCAGAGGUCAAAGUUAAGCUUAAUGUUCUAUUGGUCGGCGUUGAUUCAAUGUCACGUCUAAAUUUCAUGCGACAAAUGCCUCGAACCCGUUCUUACUUACUGGAAAAUAUGGGAGCCUUUGAUAUGUCGGGCUAUAACAAAGUGGCUGAUAACACAUUUGUAAAUUUGGUCCCAAUCCUGGUUGGGAAAUACGUUGAAGACCUUCCUUGGAAUGAGACACUGAGUAAACAGCCGUUUGAUAAAUACGAAUUCAUGUGGGAUCGUUAUAAGGAAUAUGGCUUUGCCACACUUUUCGCAGAAGAUGCUCCAGGCAUGGCAGCUUUUAACUAUGCAAAAUCCGGCUUUCACAAGCAACCAACUGAUCAUUAUUAUCGACCGUUUGCUCUUGCCGUUGAGGCUGACCCCGAAGUCCGGUCUGCUGAUUCCCACUGCAUCCGCGAUCGAAUGGAAGCAGAAAUGCUUCUACAAUACACUUACGAUUUUGCCCGGGUGUACGAAAAAGAUCAGUAUUUCGGUCUGACAUUUAUAAGUCGUUUAACGCACGAUGACAUCAACAAUGCGGGUCGCGGUGAUUUAGUCUACUUAAAGUUUUUCCAAAAGCUUCACGAAGAUAACCUAUUGAAAAACACCAUCUUAUUCUUCUUUUCCGAUCAUGGAAUACGCUUCGGGAACUUCCGGAAAACCUACAUUGGGAAGAUCGAAGAACGACUUCCGUUCAUGUUCAUCGUGCCGCCGUCUUCGUUGAUUCGACGCUAUCCGAAUCUGUGGGGCAAUAUGAAAGUUAACACCCACCGACUGACCACACCUUUUGAUAUUUAUGAAACUCUUCUGGCAUCACUUGAUAUCGACACGGCUGCUAAAAAUGUCGAUAAGCAAAUCGCAAAUGGUUUCCCGAAGAGAAAGCAAACCAGGUACAGUCUAUUCACACGCGUGCCUUAUGAAAGGACUUGUGAGGAUGCGACGAUUCUGACUCAUUGGUGUUCAUGUCAUCAGUUGACCCAAAUCGACGUCAAUGACGGGAAAAUAAUCCGCGCCGCCGAGGAUCUUGUUAAAAAGUUGAACCAGUUACUGUACAAGUUAAGAGAAAAGUGUGUUAUCCUAAAACUGAACAAAAUUCUGGACGCUUCCCUGAUUGGAGCAAAUGACGAACUACUUCGCUUUCAAGACAGUGUUAACGACGUUAUCGAUCGGCAAGUAUAUUUUGGCAAGCAGGCCGAAUCAACAAAAACUGAUUACCAGCUGACAAUUGAAACAACACCAGGACUUGCUCACUUCGAGGCUUCACUCAGACACGAGGAGGGCACAGAUAUAUACACCCUUUUGGGAGAUAUAAGCCGCACUAAUCUGAUAGGGCGUCAAGCAGAUUGUAUAGACAAUGCAAAAUUACAAAAAUAUUGUUGUUGUCACGAGAAAAAUGAUUAA
Acanthosepion pharaonis is the source of this 1968-nucleotide messenger RNA. Lineage: Eukaryota; Metazoa; Mollusca; Cephalopoda; Sepiida; Sepiidae. The record is from the annotation of a GenBank genome assembly.